Messenger RNA from Ceratotherium simum simum (southern white rhinoceros), 3616 nucleotides. Lineage: Eukaryota; Metazoa; Chordata; Mammalia; Perissodactyla; Rhinocerotidae. The record is from RefSeq and is a predicted model, not a curated record.
AUGACUGCACAGAUUGAACUUUCCAGGGCUGGGGAGAUCAUCUACAGAAGAUUCACACGCCCCGCCCGGGCUGUCUCUGGGGAGGCCCCAGGCUCCUCCUUCGGGGGGCAUCAAACUUCCCUGGCUGAGAGGUCAGCCCGGAGGACGGGCCGCGCUGGCGGGACUGACCGCAAAGUGGGACUGUCCGACCCGCAGCUUUCCCGGCUCCCCCUCCAGACGCGGAUUCUGCGGCUGUCCUACGACAAGCGCACUUAUGGGCCAGUGUCCUUUGAGGAGUGUUCGCCGCCGCAUCGCCAGCGCUUGGCACGCAGAGCAGUCGACGUGGAUGAGUGCUCGGAGGGCACGGAUGACUGCCACAUCGAUGCCAUCUGCCAGAACACGCCCAAGUCCUACAAAUGCCUCUGCAAGCCAGGCUACAAGGGGGAAGGCAGGCAGUGCGAAGACAUCGACGAGUGUGAGAAUGACUACUACAACGGGGGCUGUGUCCAUGAGUGCAUCAAUAUCCCGGGGAACUACAGGUGUACCUGCUUUGACGGCUUCAUGCUGGCACACGAUGGACACAACUGCCUCGACGUGGACGAGUGUCAGGACAACAAUGGUGGCUGCCAGCAGAUCUGUGUCAAUGCCAUGGGCAGCUACGAGUGUCAGUGCCACAGUGGCUUUUUCCUCAGUGACAACCAGCACACCUGCAUCCACCGCUCCAACGAGGGUAUGAACUGCAUGAACAAAGACCAUGGCUGUGCCCACAUCUGCCGGGAGACGCCCAAAGGUGGGGUGGCCUGUGACUGCAGGCCCGGCUUUGACCUUGCCCAAAACCAGAAGGACUGCACACUAACCUGUAACUAUGGAAACGGAGGCUGCCAGCACAGCUGUGAGGACACGGACACGGGCCCCACGUGUGGCUGCCACCAGAAGUACGCCCUCCACUCGGACGGUCGGACCUGCAUUGAGAAGGAUGAGGCUGCAAUUGAGCGCUCUCAGUUCAAUGCCACGUCAGUAGCUGAUGUGGACAAGCGGGUGAAACGGCGGCUACUCAUGGAGACGUGUGCGGUAAAUAAUGGAGGCUGCGACCGGACGUGCAAGGACACGGCCACCGGCGUUCGAUGCAGCUGCCCGGUUGGAUUCACGCUGCAGCCCGAUGGGAAGACAUGCAAAGACAUCAACGAGUGCAUGGUCAACAACGGAGGCUGCGACCACUUUUGCCGCAACACCGUGGGCAGCUUCGAGUGUGGCUGCCGGAAGGGCUACAAGCUGCUGACCGACGAGCGGACGUGCCAAGACAUCGACGAGUGCUCCUUCGAGCGGACCUGCGACCACGUCUGCAUCAACUCCCCGGGCAGCUUCCAGUGCCUGUGUCACCGCGGCUACAUACUCUAUGGGACAACCCACUGCGGAGAUGUGGACGAGUGCAGCAUGAACAACGGGAGCUGCGAGCAGGGCUGCGUCAACACCAAGGGCAGCUACGAGUGCGUCUGCCCACCAGGGAGGCGGCUCCACUGGAACCAGAAGGACUGUGUGGAGAUGGGCAAGUGCCUUUCUCGGGCCAAGGCCUACCCCCGGGCCCAGCUGUCCUGCAACAAGGUGGGCGGUGUGGAGAGCUGCUUCCUUUCCUGCCCGGCCCACACGCUCUUCAUGCCAGACUCGGAAAACAGCUACAGUCUGAGCUGCGGUGUCCCAAGUCUCCAGGGCAAGACGCUACAGAAACGCAACAGCACCAGCUCCAGCACUGGGCCCAGCUGCUCAGGUGCCCCCGACACCUCCAUCAGGCAGAAGGCCCGCUUCAAGAUCCGAGAUGCCAAGUGCCUCCUCCAGCCCCGCAGCCGGGAGCCAGCAAAGGAGGCCCUGAGGCAGCUGCUGCUGGAAAACUGCCACGUGACCUUUGUGACCCUCAAGUGUGACUCCUCCAAGAAAAGGCGCCGUGGCCGAAAGUCCCCAUCCAAGGAGGUGACCCACAUCACAGCAGAGUUCGAGGUUGAGACAAAGAUGGAAGAGGCCUCAGAGACCUGCGCAGCGGACUGCCUGCGGAAGCGAGCAGAGCAGAGCUUGCAGGCUGCCAUCAAGACUCUGCGGAAGUCCAUCAGCCGGCAGCAGUUCUCCGUCCAGGUUGCAGGCACUGAGUACGAAGUGGCCCAGCGGCCGAACAAGGCCCUGGAGGGCCAGGGGGCGUGCAUCACAGGCCAGGUGCUACAGGACGGCAAAUGUGUGGCCUGCGGGCCUGGCACCUACUUCAGCGGAGAGCCCGGCCAGUGUGUGCCGUGCACACCAGGGACCUACCAGGACGGAGACGGCCAGCUCAGCUGCACACCAUGCCCCAGCAGCGACGGACUCGGCCUGGCUGGUGCCCGCAACGUAUCCGAGUGUGGAGGCCAGUGCUCUGCGGGCUUCUUCUCUGCUGACGGCUUCAGGCCCUGCCAGGCCUGCCCUGUGGGCACGUACCAGCCCGAGCCCGGGCGCACCGGCUGCUUCCUCUGCGGAGGGGGGCUGCUCACCAAGCACGAGGGCACCGCCUCCUUCGAAGACUGUGAGGCCAAAGUGCACUGCUCCCCAGGCCACCACUACAAUACCACCACCCACCGCUGCAUCCGCUGCCCCGUCGGCACCUACCAGCCCGAGUUCGGCCAGAACCACUGUAUCACCUGUCCAGGCAACACCAGCACCGACUUCGAUGGCUCCACCAACGUCACGCACUGCAAAAACCAGCACUGCGGCGGCGAGCUUGGCGACUAUACGGGCUACAUCGAGUCCCCCAACUACCCUGGCGACUACCCGGCCAAUGCCGAGUGCGUGUGGCACAUCUCGCCGCCCCCCAAGCGCAGGAUCCUCAUCGUGGUCCCCGAGAUCUUCCUGCCCAUUGAGGAUGAGUGUGGCGAUGUCCUGGUCAUGAGGAAGAGCGCCUCGCCCACCUCUAUCACCACCUAUGAGACCUGCCAGACCUACGAGAGGCCCAUCGCCUUCACCUCCCGCUCGCGGAAGCUCUGGAUCCAGUUCAAAUCCAACGAAGGCAACAGCGGCAAAGGCUUCCAAGUGCCCUAUGUCACCUAUGACGAGGACUACCAGCAAUUAAUAGAAGAUAUCGUGCGCGACGGACGGCUCUACGCCUCGGAGAAUCACCAGGAAAUUUUGAAAGACAAGAAGUUGAUCAAGGCCCUCUUUGACGUGUUGGCGCACCCCCAGAACUACUUCAAGUACACAGCCCAGGAGUCCAAGGAGAUGUUCCCGCGCUCCUUCAUCAAGCUGCUGCGUUCCAAAGUGUCCCGAUUCCUGCGGCCCUACAAAUAACCCUGGGGCGCUGCCCUGCUGGGAUGCCGGGGGCCCGAGGGGGCGAGUGCCUUCCCUCCACAGGAGAAGCUGAAAGGCGGCUCCACGGGCCUCCACGUCGCCUUGGGAAAUCACCACGGCGUCUGCCCAUCAGGAACCCCUGACCGCCCGUGGAGGGAGAGACCACGCCGGGGCAGAGACCCCAGCUGGGCCGCACACCUCCCAUAUCCGCCCCCUGGGAAAACACUGCUUAAGGCAGCCUUUCUCCCUCCCGCUCCCUGUGCCUGUUCAUUUCCAGGACAGCAGGUGCCCUGUCCUGGGCCAGCACUCGCCAUGCCGCCUGGGCCAGGACGCUCUG